Messenger RNA from Blastomyces dermatitidis ER-3, 2975 nucleotides. Its product is annotated as ABC transporter. Bases 90 to 2492 code for a protein of 800 amino acids. The record is from RefSeq and is a predicted model, not a curated record. Gene Ontology annotation, molecular function: ATP hydrolysis activity; ATP binding. Lineage: Eukaryota; Fungi; Ascomycota; Eurotiomycetes; Onygenales; Ajellomycetaceae. The transcript has 2 exons. Gene Ontology annotation, cellular component: mitochondrion.
UCAACCUCAAAUGUUAGAGGAUGGAAAUGUAGAUACCUAUAAUUGGCCUGGGUUUGGUGGAUGGGCGAUAUCCAAGGCCUGGUAGCGGCAUGUUGAAGUUCAUAGCAGCCUCCAUCCGGUCUGGUCGUGGUGGUGGUGCUAUUACUCCCGUUUCAUACAACCUAACCCGACUGUUCUCUUUAGCCAAAUGUCCGCCGAAAAAUACAGGGCCGGACAAAGCCUCGAUAGGAUUGCAGAAUGGGAUGUUAAGGCGAGAAGGAGACUGGUCAUCUUCUUCCGUAGCAUGUCCGCCAAUCGUUAGCAUUAGUAACGCGACCUUCUACCGCGAAUAUCCCACUCAGGUUUCCCCUAAGAAGGACAAUCCUCCCUUAUACCCUAACCUGACCUUUUCUCUUAAGUCACACAUUCCAGCGAAAGCCGGAGAGCAUCCUUCCUUGGACCAUUGUGCCGUCAUAGGCUCAUCAGCCAAGUCGACCUUCCUUGACAUUCUUCGCGGUCGGUAUAUCUGCAUCCCACCAACUGCACGCUCAUUCCCGUACCUGUUAGCGCUUGGAGCAGCGCGGGCGAAAGGUUCAAGUUCUUCUUCGCAUGACGCGGCUCAUGCGAUCCAGUAUGUUGGGUUCAAAGGUGACCAAAAACAAAGUGCUGGGGGUAUUCGUGGUACAUACAUGAGCGCGAGAUAUGAAAGUAGAAGGGAGGAGACGGAUUUCACGCUUCUACAGUAUCUGAAGGAUCAGAUGUCCCUGAACCCACUAGUGCAGGAACUACUAGGCGAUGGAAGCAUUAACCCUUCGGAAAGUGAUGAGCAUCUAAAUAAGAUCAUACGAGAUUUCCAGUUGCAGGAUCUUCUUGAUAUGCCAGUGGCCAACUUAAGUAAUGGGCAAACAAGGCGGGCUAGGAUUGCAAGAGCCCUUCUUAUGAAGCCAGAAGUUCUUCUUCUGGAUGAGCCUUUCAUGGGCCUGGAUCGAUCAACUGUCCCGAUUUUAUCCCACCUGCUCCGUCAGACUACCUUAAGUGGAACUCCCUGUAUUGUUCUAGCUUUAAGGCCACAGGAUCCAAUUCCGGAAUGGGUUUCUCAGAUAGUCCUCUUGGGGCCGGAUAAUACCAUUGCCCUUCAAGGCCCUCGUGAUGAGGUAUUCCGCACUCUCGAAUUGUGGCAGGCUGUGGCCUCUCGAGGAGGUAAAUCUACUCUCGUGAAAGGAAGCGGCGAUGAUAAUUCUGGAAUUUCUAGAAGUAGCCUGGCGUGUCCAGGGCGGCUUGAAUUGAUACCCCGCAACACCGAUGAGGAACAAAGUUACCGCCUCCUGUCGCUUUCGCGGCGAAGGGAAUAUGAUAGGUUAGAGCAGCUACGUGAAAGUGGCCAAUUUGAUGACUUUGCCAACAUUCUACAUGAAAUGGGAUUGCUGCAUAAACAGGCUGAAAGAGUGGACAAAAAAAUAACACCGUUAGGGGAGCCAAUCGUGGAGAUGGAUGGUGUUCAUGUCAAAUAUGGCGAUAAAGUGGUAUUGGGCGGCUGGACUCAAGCAGCCGACGGUCGCACGACAAAGGAAGGGCUAUCCUGGAAGGUUCAUCGCGGGCAGCGGUGGGGUGUGUUUGGCUCGAACGGCUCGGGGAAAACGACCCUCAUAUCCCUCAUCACCUCGGACCACCCGCAAACAUACUCGCAACCUAUCAAACUAUUUGGCCGCUCUCGUUUACCCGAACCCGGAAAGCCAGGGAUAUCAAUUUUUAAUUUACAGUCUCGCAUAGGCCAUUCGUCGCCGGAAAUCCACGCCUUCUUCCCUCGACACCUUUCCAUCCGCUCUUCUAUCGUAUCAGCCUGGGCGGAGACUUUCCUCUCGAAGCCAAAUCUUACCCCGGAACGCGCCAUGGAUGUAGACUCGGCCUUGCGAUUUUUCGAAGCAGAUCUUAACCCCGACUUCGCCCCCAGGAGCGAUCAAAUACAAACAACCACCUCCUGGGCUGAUUCCCUCCCCUUCUCUUCCCUCACCCCCGCUCAACAGCGCCUCACUCUCUUCCUACGUGCCCUCAUCCACAAACCAGACCUGAUAAUCCUCGACGAAGCCUUCUCCAGCAUGCAGUCCUCCCUACGUGACAAAUGUCUCCACUUUCUGGAAGUCGGCGAGCAGCAGCACAUGCCCAGCAGCGGCACCAGGAGAACACCUAACUACACGAAAGUGUGGCAUUUGCCCCCGCCACCGUCCUCGUCGGGCCCGAAAAUAUGCCACACCGGCAUCGCUGACCACCAAGCCCUGAUCGUCAUCAGUCAUGUCAAAGAGGAGGUGCCCGAUAUCGUGGGUCAGUGGAUGCGCCUGCCGACUCCCGCUAGGACGACGGACGAGCCGGGGUUGGUGAUGGAUUUUCAGAUUGGUCAGUUGGCUGCUCAAGAAUCCGUGGCGGUGGAUGCGUGGGAGAUGAUUUGGAACCUUACGGCUGAGGGAAAGGGCGGGUUCGUUGAGGGAGAUGAAAGAGAAGUGAGGUGUUGUGCGUGAUGUGGUUUAACGUUGGUUUCUGUUGACCUUUUUGAUUCAUUUCUAUGAUUUCAAUUUUAUAGAUGUUUUAUAUCCGCUAUGAGUGGGUUAGCGAUGGAUAGGAUAUAUUUUGUACAUGUACAUGUACAUUACAUAUAGUAGGUGUAGUUUGAUUGCUACAGAACUUAGAUUAAAUAUAGAUAAUCCAUAGAUCACAUUUAGAACAUAACUUUGGCGGCAACUACUGGAAUCCUUUUGAUAGGUCUACCCUGUGGAGACUAACAAGCUAGACACAAUAGACAACAGGACAAUAUAUAGCGGAUAUCAAAGGAAUACGGAAUGAAAUAGGGGUAUGGUGCAGAUGUAAUAUAGGAUAAAUCCUUAAUUCAAAAUGGACUCUGCGUCCGUUGAAGAAAUGCCAGCUUUCCUCCUCAUCUUGUGUUGCUAUACCUAAAAACAAGAAAAUAUCAAAAAGAAUUUGGAGCUAAAAAGCGUAGCAAGUGG